Cucurbitaria berberidis CBS 394.84 is the source of this 1364-nucleotide messenger RNA. RefSeq names its product GTP-binding protein 128up. Bases 70 to 1185 code for a protein of 371 amino acids. Gene Ontology annotation, biological process: cytoplasmic translation. Gene Ontology annotation, cellular component: cytoplasm. The transcript has 6 exons. NCBI's taxonomy places the organism in Eukaryota, Fungi, Ascomycota, Dothideomycetes, Pleosporales, Cucurbitariaceae. The record is from RefSeq and is a predicted model, not a curated record. Gene Ontology annotation, molecular function: GTPase activity; GTP binding.
AUUUCUGUAACAACAGCACAACGGUUUCAAUCAAGCUUCAAGCACGUCAAGGGGAUACAGACAGUCAAGAUGGCGACUACAGUAGAUAAGAUCAAGGACAUCGAGGCCGAAAUGGCCAAGACCCAGAAAAAUAAAGCAACCUCUUUCCAUCUCGGGCAACUGAAAGCAAAACUUGCUAAGCUCAAGAGAGAACUCCUCGAGCCCAGCAGCAGCGGAGGCGGCGGUGCUGGUGUUGGUUUCGAUGUCGCUAGAACUGGUGUGGCUAGUGUAGGCUUUAUAGGCUUUCCCUCGGUGGGCAAGAGUACGCUCAUGAGCAAGUUGACUGGGCAGCACUCCGAGGCAGCUGCAUACGAGUUCACGACCCUCACCACAGUGCCUGGUCAAGUCAUGUAUAAUGGAGCUAAGAUUCAGAUUCUGGAUCUCCCCGGUAUUAUCCAAGGUGCGAAAGACGGGAAGGGUCGCGGUCGGCAGGUCAUUGCAGUCGCAAAGACGUGCCAUUUGAUCUUCAUCAUCUUAGAUGUGAAUAAGCCACUCACCGACAAGCGCGUCAUCGAAAACGAACUGGAAGGUUUCGGGAUCCGAAUCAACAAAAGCCCUCCCAACAUUGUCCUCAAGAAGAAGGACAAGGGUGGUAUUAAUAUCACUUCGACUGUCCCGCUAUCACACAUUGACCACGACGAGAUCAAGGCUGUGUUGAACGAAUACCGCAUGGCAAAUGCUGAUGUCGCUAUUCGAUGCGACGCCACUGUUGACGAUCUGAUCGAUAUCGUCGAAGCGAAGGGCCGAAGCUAUAUCCCAGUUAUUUACGCGCUGAAUAAGAUCGACGCCAUCACUAUUGAGGAGCUUGACCUGCUCUAUCGAAUCCCGAACGCUUGUCCUAUCAGUUCUGAGCAUGGCUGGAACAUCGACGAGCUACUUGAGCAGAUGUGGGAGAAGCUAGCCCUCGUCCGUGUCUAUACAAAGCCCAAGGGCAGGAUGCCCGAUUAUACUGCACCAGUCGUCUUGCGAUCGACCGCCUGCACCGUUGAAGAUUUCUGCCACUCUAUCCACAAGACGAUCGUUGAGCAAUUCAAGCACGCCAUCGUCUACGGCAAAUCAGUCAAGCAUCAACCUCAGCGCGUGGGACUCUCUCACGAGCUUGCCGACGAAGACAUUGGUACGUACUCGCCGAUGUUAGUCCGUUAGUGGAGUGCCCUUUGCUCACCAUGUGGCCAGUCACCAUUGUAAAACGAUAGAUUGAGUCUUGUGACUUAAGAUCCCUCCUGCGGCAUUAAGGCCUUUCGACCUUGCGAUAGAGAGUGAGUGGAGAGGAAGGAGGCUUCUAGAUGGCUAAAUAUGUCUCACUGCGAUACCAAUGCUAGGUC